UCCAGACCCUCACUCCAUCCAGCAGCCGCCAAUCCGCUGCUCUGUCAGUGAUGUCUCUACCCGCCAUGUUGGUGAGUGGUCUCUGUACUAGGCCCCCCCAUAUCCAGACAUUCUGUGAUUAAGGCUAUACAGAUGCACUGUUGGGGUUUAAGCCCCUGAUCCUUGAAUUGUAACUGGCUGAAAGCCAAUAGAAAGGCAAACUUGCCCUUGAAUGACGGCUGACAUGCAGUGCAAUUCUGCAGGUAACAUUGGAUGGAAUAUUCCAGAGUGCUCGGCUUGUGGUGCAGAGAAUGAACCGGCAUCAUCCACCAAGCUCCUACCCAGAAGCAUCUGAAGAAUAAAUGGCUUCCUCCAACUGCAACAAUUCCUUUGCCGAAGUCCAGACUAAAUUCCUGGGUCCGAUGUAUGGAGUGGAGUUUGUGGUGUCCGUGCUUGGCAAUAGCUUUGCCAUCUGGCUUCUUGGGCCCGGGGGCUCAAAGGUUCGCCACGCAGGCAUCAUCUUCUCUCUGAACCUUGCAGUGAGUGACCUCUUCUAUUCCCUGUCUCUGCCACUGCUGGUGGCCUACUAUACCAUGGACAAGAACUGGGUCUUUGGUUCUGCCAUGUGCAAGGUGGAACGUUUCAUCUUUAACUGCAAUCUGUACGGGAGCAUAUUCUUCAUCACCUGUAUCAGUGCCAACCGCUACCUGGGCAUUGUGUUCCCAUUCUACACCAGAGGUAGAGUGGAGGGCAAGCAUGCCAAGUUGGUCAGCGUGGGUGUAUGGGUGCUGGUAGCUGCCAUCUCUGCCCCUGUCUUUUCCUUCUCAAAGCUGCAAGUGGAAAACGGAAAGACAGAGUGUAUCGGAACAGCCAUUAAAAGUGAGCUGCCAUCUUACUUUCCUUACAGCCUUUUCCUGGCCGGCUUCGGUUGUGCUCUUCCAUUCCUGAUCACCUUCUUGUCCUAUUUUGGAAUAGCCAAGGCCGUAUGGAAAAGCCAUGGGUUGGAAGCACGGGAGAAAAGAAAGGUGGUGACUCUGGUGUGUGUGGUCGUGCUGCUCUACGCCAUCUCCUUCGUGCCCUAUCACAUCCUGAGGAACCUAAACCUGAAGAACCGUGUGGCCCUGGUAGAUUGCAAUUGGUCUUUCAAGAUUCAUUCUGCCUUUCAGGUGGCCAAAGCUCUUGUUUCUUUGAAUCCCUGUAUCCACCCGCUGCUCUACACCGCCGUGAUAGACAAUGUCAGGGCCAAACUUGGCUGCUACCAGGAGAACGAAGAAGUCAAGUCCCAAGAAGAAAGUAGACUCUAAACCCAAGGAAGUCCUUAUAAGAGCACGAUACAACACAGUGGCUACAACCAUAGACUGAGAAGAACAUGCGGAAUCCAUUGUACAGAGUAGGGCAGGGGUGGCCAAGACGUCAAUUGCGAUCCACCAGUCGAUCCUCCGUGGAUUUCUGGUCGACUGCGACGAGGCCGGGGGAUGCGGAAAUGCGCCGUGCGUCUUGGGGGAGGAGUCAUCGGUCCAUCGCUGAUGGGAAAAGUCUGGCCACCCCUGGAGUAGGGAAUAGCAGUGCUGGUAGUGGUUCCAGGAGAUCAUUGGAAACAUCUUCCUGAACCCAAAUGCAGAACUGGAAUAGUUCAGUAACUCCCAAAAACAGAAACACAUGGACUCUAAUGUAUAAAUGUAUAUAUUAUAUAUAUUAUAGUGCACUGUUAUUCCAUUCCAUUAUUCUCUCUGUAACUUUUUUUUUUUUGCUUAUUUCUUUUACAAACUUGAAUAUUAUUUUAGAGUUUCUAUUCUAGAGACAA
Messenger RNA from Xenopus tropicalis (tropical clawed frog), 1783 nucleotides. It is a transcript of the gene p2ry11, whose product is annotated as purinergic receptor P2Y, G-protein coupled, 11. Gene Ontology annotation, cellular component: plasma membrane; membrane. The record is from RefSeq and is a predicted model, not a curated record. The transcript has 2 exons. Lineage: Eukaryota; Metazoa; Chordata; Amphibia; Anura; Pipidae. Gene Ontology annotation, molecular function: G protein-coupled ATP receptor activity; G protein-coupled receptor activity; neurotransmitter receptor activity. Bases 342 to 1283 code for a protein of 313 amino acids. Gene Ontology annotation, biological process: neuronal signal transduction; signal transduction; G protein-coupled receptor signaling pathway.